This is a messenger RNA of Pelmatolapia mariae (spotted tilapia), 1528 nucleotides long. RefSeq names its product ATPase H+ transporting V1 subunit E1a (gene atp6v1e1a). Bases 121 to 801 code for a protein of 226 amino acids. NCBI's taxonomy places the organism in Eukaryota, Metazoa, Chordata, Actinopteri, Cichliformes, Cichlidae. Gene Ontology annotation, biological process: proton transmembrane transport. The transcript has 9 exons. The record is from RefSeq and is a predicted model, not a curated record. Gene Ontology annotation, molecular function: proton-transporting ATPase activity, rotational mechanism. Gene Ontology annotation, cellular component: proton-transporting two-sector ATPase complex, catalytic domain.
CCACGAAAGCCAAACCGUGUUUUCACCCCAACUGUUUGCGCUUCAGUGGACGGUAAAAGUGACGGAGACAGCUAGGUUUGACAGACUUCAAAGAGACAAUAAACAUAACUGAGAAUAGCCAUGGCACUCACCGACGCUGACGUACAGAAACAGAUUAAGCACAUGAUGGCCUUCAUUGAGCAAGAGGCCAAUGAGAAAGUUGAGGAAAUUGAUGCAAAGGCGGAGGAAGAGUUCAACAUUGAGAAAGGUCGUCUGGUGCAGACUCAGCGGCUGAAAAUCAUGGAGUACUAUGAGAAGAAGGAAAAGCAAAUUGAGCAGCAUAAGAAGAUCCAGAGAUCCAACAUGAUGAACCAAGCCAGGCUGAAGGUGCUGAAGGCCCGAGACGACAUGAUCACGGAUCUGUUAAACGAGGCCCGUCGGAGACUUGCAGAGAUUGCUAAGGACCCUGCUAAGUACUCCAGUCUGUUGGAGGGCCUAGUGCUUCAGGGAUUCUACCGACUGCUGGAGCCUAAGGUUACCAUUCGCUGCCGACCGCAGGAUGUUGAACUUGUUCAGGCUGCAGUCAAUAAGAACAUCCCGAUAUACAAAGAGGCGGUGAAGAGUAAUAUAACAGUCAAAAUCGACAAGGAACGUUUUCUUCCAGCUCAGAUCUGUGGAGGAAUCGAGAUGUAUAAUGAGAAUGGGAAGAUCAAGGUUUCCAACACUUUGGAGAGCAGGCUAGAACUCAUUGCACAACAGAUGAUGCCUGAAGUCAGAAUGAAUCUGUUUGGUGCCAACCCCAAUCGCAAGUUCUUGGAUUAACUGUGGACAUGAAGAGGGCACAGGUGGAACGUUUAUGGUGAUGACAGAGUAUCACCAUAAAAUCCAACCACCUGCCAUUACUGAGAUCCAAAGGGAGUGUUUAUAUAGUUCUAAAUACUAAUGGACUAAAUAACAAUUCAGCAAGUGCUCUUACUUUGAAAUGUCCUCUAUUCAUCUUCUCUUAAAAGGACUCAUUAAUGUUCUAAUGACAUUACAGAUGUUUGUCUUCAGUCGUUUCAGUUUGAGUAAACUGAGCAAGCUGCAUAUUUAAACCAAAGGGGUGUGUGUGUGUGUGUGCGUGUGCGUGUGCGUGUGUGUACACAGAGUUGCUUAGCAUUGUUCUCAAGGUAAUAAUAUACCAAGGUAUCAAUUAAAGUGACAUGAGAAAUGAACAUGUAUGAGAUAUCUUUAUUUACAGCUUGUAAACAUACACUUUACUCAGGCUAUGCUCACUCUACAAUGAGGAAAAUGUAGGAACCUAUAUAGAGUAUCCACAUCAAAAUGUGUCUUGCAUUAAAAAUGUAAAAAACAAAACCUUUUAGUGGCAUCCAGUGGGAUUCAUUAAUGGCAAACUGUUGGCCAGACAAGUUGCCAUACUCCCUCCAUGGGUCUAACGAUUACAGCUGUCUUUUGCUAAAAUUGGACUCGAGUACCAAAACAAUAUUUCAACACAACCAGUUCCACUGAUUUAAGACUUACAGUUUUUAUUCUUUCGAAACUACCAGCA